Molecule: messenger RNA, 1309 nt
Organism: Ochotona curzoniae (black-lipped pika)
Lineage: Eukaryota; Metazoa; Chordata; Mammalia; Lagomorpha; Ochotonidae
Gene: ADM
Product: adrenomedullin
Exons: 4
Coding region: 153-719 (188 amino acids)
Biological process (GO): adenylate cyclase-activating G protein-coupled receptor signaling pathway; adrenomedullin receptor signaling pathway; regulation of systemic arterial blood pressure
Cellular component (GO): extracellular region
Molecular function (GO): adrenomedullin receptor binding; hormone activity
Source: RefSeq, a predicted model, not a curated record
UAGGCGGAACAGCUCCAGCUGCCACUUCUGGCUUCUCACCGCAGUCGGGCUUGGACUUGAAGAUUUGGCCAUUGCCUAAGGGACAAUCAGACUUUUUGCUCCAAGUUUUCGCCACAGCACCCUAUCAGCAGGGUGUUAGCAUUGCCGUCGGAAUGAAGUUGGUUUCCAUUGCCCUCUUGUUCCUGGGUUCGCUCGCCUUCCUGGGCGCGGACGCCGCGCGGCUCGACGUGGCGUCGGAGUUCCGAAAGAAGUGGAACAAGUGGGCUCUAAGUCGCGGCAAGAGAGAGCUGCCGGAGGCCAGCGGCUACCUGAUCGGGCUCGCUUCCCUGGAGGACGAGCCUGUCCAGUCCUUCGUUCGGCCCCUGGAUGUGAGAGGUGCCAGCCGCAGCCCCAAGGCCAGCACUCCGGACGCCGCUCACGUCCGAGUCAAGCGUUACCGCCAAAGUAUGAAAAAUUUCCAAGGCACCCGCAGCUUCGGCUGCCGCUUCGGGACAUGCACGGUGCAGAACCUGGCACACCAGAUCUACCAGUUCACAGACAAGGACAAGGACGACACCGCCCCCCGCAACAAGAUCAGCCCCCAAGGUUACGGCCGCCGCCGCCGGCGCUCCCUGCCCCAGGCCGGCUCGGGUCGGACUCUUGUGUCUUACAAGCCACGGGCGCGCAGGGCUCCAGCCUCCCGGGAGCCACGAGUGCUCACCACCCUGCUUCGGAUGUAGGCGACCAGGCUGGGCGAGCAUCCCGCUGGGCGAGCCUUUCGGGGCCCGAGGGCUUCGCGAGCCAGAUGGGGACUGGACUGAGACAGCCCUGCACAGACCCCGGGUCCCAGAGGCACCGUCGGGCUGCAAGCCCUGCUCGGCAGCUCCUCCUCCCUUUGGCAACGCCGCCUUAGCCGGGAGCAGGCCCAGUGCCCCAAGGGGGCAGCGGAAUCCGAGAGUGUGUGUGCCAGGUUCACGGAGAGGAGCGACUGAGGAUGAAAUAACCGCUCGGACCCCCACAGGGCAAGGGUCUGAGCCACUGCCCGGCCGGCCUACGGGGCGCGAGCCUCCCGAUUACUUGAACUUUCCAGAAUCUAGAGUGGAAAAGUGCAAUGCGUUGUGUACAUACAGAGGUAACUAUCAAUAUUUAAGUAUGUUGCUGUCAAGAUUUUUUUUUGUAACUUCAAAUAUAGAGAUAUUUUUGUACGUUAUAUAUUGUAUUAAGGGCAUUUUAAAGCAAUUGUAUUGUCCCUUUCUCCCUUUAUUUUAAGAUGUGAAUGUUUUCGUGAGCUGCAAGAUGGUGAGCGUGCGUGUAUGUGUGUGUAAGCCUG